UUUCAAACUGUUCAAGGUCGUUUGUCUGUAUAAUGCCUGUCUGUGAGCUUCUUUUGGUUUGUCAAAUUUGAUAACAGAUACUUGUUAGCUGCCGAAUUUACAGGUGAUUUUACAAGUUCGUGACUGUAAUUCCAACAAACAUUGUGUAAAAACUUUCGUAUUUAUUAGUAGAGAAAGCACCUUUAAGAAUUCCCAUUACAUUAGCCAUAUCAAAUUUGUUGUAUUCAGUUUUAUGGAUCUUUUUGAGGAAAGAGAUCGUUUAGACGGGUCUGCAAGGGAAGUUGGCGGCCUCAUCUUGUCUAAGUCAAAGGAGAAUUUCAAACAACCUCGACACUCUUUAUUCGGUCUCGAUAAAUUGGCCGCUAAAAAGCGACAAGAGGCUGAGAAUCUUGAACUGCGGUUCAACAAACACGAUGGCACAAAUAAAGAAAGAUCCUAUAGGGAAAGGCGUGUUGAAACUCCGUCUAAUCGUGGGGGUGUUAGUAAAGAAUACUUUCAUUCUCAAGCAAGAAGGCGUGAACGUGACCAUAAAGAGAGAGUAAAAACUGGUCUAUUUUCUUCAACUUCCAGGAAAUUCGGUGAGAACUAUUCUGAUUCUCAAAAGUCAUCAGGUUUUUCCGGUCAUGAAGCAGUCAGAGAAAAUGAAUCUUUGAGUACACGACGCCGAAGAGAAGAGGAAUGGGAAGAUGAAACGCCUAAUCGUAGUGCUAGAGAAAGUGGAAAUACUAGUGGAUCAAGUACUAAUCGAUUCCAAACUCCAGAAGUUCAUGCAAUCGAUGAACGAUCUCCAGGACAUUCUACUUGGGAUGACUCUGGGUUAGGAACAAGUCGGUCUACAACUCCUCGAAGCACUGGGUCACUUGCUCGCAAUUCAUCAAACGAUCGAUACACGUAUACUCCUAUGCCAACUCCAACUUUUAAGCAUAACUCUUGGAUGCAAUCAAAUAAAGAUGGUACACGAGAAUUCGACUCGAAAAAGUCUCAUUCACACAGGCAUACUGAAGACCAGUUCGAUUCAAAGCAUCGUAAUGAAAAUGAAAGUGAUAAUGGGAGAUGUGGUUCUGCUGAAGUAGAGGAGGAUACAGAUGCAAUAAAAGCUGAGAAUGAGAAACUAGAUCGUAACUGGUAUCAGAUGGAUGAUGGUUAUGAUAAUGAUAACAAUCCUUUUGCUGAUAUUCCGGAGGAAUAUGCUGCUAAAAAGGAACGUCAACUUGAAGAACGUAAAAAACGACACAAACAACGUUUAACUGCUAAAGCUGUUCAAGUUCACAAAGAUAAUCAAGCAUGGGAACAUAAUCGUAUGCUAAGAUCUGGGGUUGUUCAACGUGUAGACUUUGAACAAGAUGAAGACUUUGAUGAAGAAGGAGAGGCAAGAGUUCACUUAUUGGUUCGUAAUAUCUUACCACCAUUUUUGGAUGGACGGAUUGUUUUUACUCGUCAACCUGAGCCUAUUAUUCCUGUUAAAGAUCCGGAUAGUAUAAUGGCUAAGGUUGCUCAGAAAGGCAGUGCAAUAGUGAAAUACUUCAGAGAGCAGAAAGAACGUAAAAGAGCACAAAAAAAGGAAUGGCAAUUGGCUGGGACACGCAUAGGUGAAGUUAUGGGUAUAAAACCACCUGAGGAACAAGAUAGUUGGUCGGAAAAAUCACAUCGUGAUACUCAAACAUUUGCUGAUAAAGUUGGUGACAUGAAAUCUGAGGCUGUUAGCGAUUUUGCUACCAGAAAGACUAUUGUUGAACAGAGACAAUAUUUACCAGUGUUCUCUGUAAGAACAUCUUUGCUUAGAAUGAUCAAAGAACAUCAGAUUGUAGUAAUCGUUGGUGAGACAGGAAGUGGAAAGACAACUCAAUUGACACAAUAUUUACAUGAAGAUGGUUAUACUACCUAUGGUAUGGUUGGAUGUACUCAACCACGUCGAGUUGCUGCCAUGUCUGUUGCUCGGCGAGUUGCUGAAGAAAUGAAUGUUCGUUUAGGUGAAGAAGUUGGUUAUGCUAUAAGAUUUGAAGAUUGUACAUCUCCUUCAACUCUUAUUAAGUAUAUGACUGAUGGAAUUUUGUUACGUGAGUCUUUACGUGAAUCUGAUCUGGACCCAUACUCUGCAAUUAUUAUGGAUGAAGCACAUGAACGGUCUUUAAAUACGGAUGUACUAUUUGGGUUAUUACGAGAGGUUGUCAGUAGACGAAAUGAUCUACGUCUGCUAAUCACUUCUGCUACUAUGGAUGCUGAAAGAUUUGCUCAAUUCUUUGGAGAUUGUCCAAUUUUUAGAAUUCCUGGUCGAACAUUUCCAGUUGAUAUACAGUUUAGUAAGACAACUGUAAUGGACUAUGUAGAUGCAUCUGUAAAACAAGCAAUUCAAGUCCAUUUAGGCUCGCCUACAGAUGGUGAUAUUCUAAUCUUUAUGCCUGGUCAGGAGGAUAUUGAAGUUACAUGUGAGCUUAUCGCAGAACGUUUAAGUAAUUUGGACGAAGCACCUCCAUUGUCAAUUCUGCCUAUUUAUUCUCAGUUACCAAGUGAUCUUCAAGCAAAGAUAUUUAUGAAAGCUGAAAAUGGUGUUAGAAAGUGUGUUGUAGCUACAAAUAUUGCUGAAACCUCAUUAACUGUUGAUGGUAUUCGUUAUGUAAUUGAUUGUGGUUAUUGUAAACUGAAAGUUUUCAAUCCUAAAAUUGGUAUGGAUGCACUUCAAAUUUUUCCAAUCAGUCAAGCUAAUGCUAAUCAACGAGCUGGUCGUGCUGGUAGAACUGGGCCAGGAGUAUGUUAUCGACUCUACACAAUUAGUCAAUAUCAAGAAGAAAUGUUGAUCACUUCCAUUCCAGAGAUUCAACGGACAAAUCUAGCCAAUGUUGUUCUCUUAUUAAAAUCUUUAGGUGUACAAGAUUUAAUGCGAUUUCAUUUUAUGGAUGCUCCUCCACAGGACAAUAUGCUAAACUCUAUGUAUCAACUUUGGAUUUUUGGUGCACUUGAUAAUACUGGUAGUCUAACAAAUUUAGGUCGUCAAAUGGUUGAAUUUCCAUUAGAUCCAGCUUUAUCUAAACUAUUAAUUAUAUCAUGUGAUAUGAAUUGUUCAGAGGAGAUAUUAACUAUUGUAUCAAUGUUAUCUGUACCAAGUGUAUUCUAUAGACCAAAAGGUCGUGAAGAAGAGUCAGAUAAUGCUAGAGAAAAAUUUCAAGUACCUGAAUCAGAUCAUUUAACAUUAUUGAAUGUUUUUACUCAAUGGCGUAAAUCAAGUUAUUCAUCAGUAUUUUGUGCUAAACACUUUUUACAUUUAAAAGCUAUGCGUAAAGUUCGUGAAGUACGCCAACAAAUGAAAGAGAUAAUGGAACAGCAUAAUAUGAAUUUAGAGUCGAUUGGCAGUGAUUGGGAUGUUGUACGUGAGUGUUUAUGUGCAACAUUUUUCCAUCAAGCUGCACGCAUCAAGGGUUUAGGUGAAUAUGUGAAUCUACGCACUGGUAUGCCUUGUCAUCUUCAUCCAACUAGUGCUCUUUAUGGAAUGGGUUAUACUCCAGACUAUGUGAUUUAUCAUGAAUUAGUGAUGACAACCAAAGAGUAUAUGCAAUGUGUUACAUCUGUGGAUGGUAAUUGGCUAGCUAAAGUUGGUCCAAUGUUCUACAGUGUAAAAGAUCCUAACCUUACUCGACUUGAAAGAAAGCGUCAAGCUGAAGAACAACUUAUAGAAAUGGAAAAAGAAAUGCGUACAGCUGAAGAACAAUUAUCUCGUCGACGUGAAGAACUAUCUGCAUCAAUUGGCUCAAUUCGUUUACGACCGAUAGUAACACCUGGUAUGCGAACUCCUGGUACUCCUUUGAUUUCUAAACGUCCUGGCAGCCGACUUGGUCUAUGAUUUUUUUUAUCUUCUAGAACAUUUCUUGUAAUUAUUAAUAUCAGUGUAUAUUCAACUUUGUAAAGUACUCGAGAUAUAAUACAGUUUACUUUCAAAAUAAAUGUUUUAUAUUAUUUUAACUUCUUUUAUAUGCUUUACUAUGUUAUCUGGAUGUGUUUUAAAUGCACUGUGUUAUGCUUGAUGGCUGAAUCUUGACGACAAUGACAUUUGUUUAUCUAACUUGUUAUUGAUAUCCAGUACAUAAUUCAGACUGAUAACCCUGAAUUUCUUAAGUUUACUUCAACAAGGUUACAAUACUUUGUUUUGGGAUGUACAUUGUUUAUCCAACAUAUCACGAAAGUGUUUCAUGAAUUUAUAGGUGCUUCUGGAUAUGACAUAGAAUUGGAGUAGUUUUCAUGACUUUAAUCAUCGACAAAACAAUAAGAAGACGUAAAUUGUCUGAACCGUGUAAUGUAUUUGCGCAACACAUUUCGAACUAUCUGAUCACACACGUACUUGUCAUAGGUAUUUAUAUAAAAACUCAUGAAGAUAAGGGGAAAAAAAAGGGUCAGGUAGGAAGGCUGACUUAAAGGCCGAAUAACAAUG
Messenger RNA from Heterobilharzia americana, 4420 nucleotides. The record is from the annotation of a GenBank genome assembly. NCBI's taxonomy places the organism in Eukaryota, Metazoa, Platyhelminthes, Trematoda, Strigeidida, Schistosomatidae.